AGGACAAAUAAGACCUUCAAACCACACAUGCCAAAAAGGCCAAAAAACAGUGAGAGAAAGUUAGAACUCUUUCCCCGACCCCUCUCUCUCUGUCUGAUAGAUCCAUGGACUAGACUCUGAACCCACUCUCACAAGAGGGAGAAGAUUAGACAGUCAAUGCAUACUCUCCCUCAGUCCCUAUGAUACCUACCAUAUACAGGCUUGUUUUGUGACUCUUAUUCUGGCUUUUGACACAUACAGAAAAGAUACGAUUCUUUUGGUGACUUUGUAUAUGCAGAGAGAGAUGCAAUCCGAAACGGGGGCUACGGGAAACCAGCAGGUCCAAUCGGCGGCUGACACGCGAGGGAAGCACCGGAUUUCGGCCGAGUUGAAGCGACUUGAGCAGGAAUCUAGGUCCUUGGAGGAGGAGCUGGAACAACUUGAGAAAAUGGGUUCAGCCUCGGCUUCGUGCAAUGAAAUGCUGAGUAUGGUGGAGACCAAACCAGAUCCAUUACUUCCAGUAACAAAUGGCCCGACAAAUCCGUCAUGGGAUAGGUGGUUCGAAGGACCCAAAGAUUCUCAAGGUUGCAGAUGCUGGAUAAUGUGAUCUCUCUUGAGAGUUGACUUCCAUUAACAUUUGUUGGAGGCAAAUAGUGGUACCUUACAUAUUGUUACAAGUAAACAUGUGACAAGUUGAGAGCAAUAACCUUGUUUGUGGCAAAUUUCAAAGGAAUAGUUGCUCUUUGUGCAGAAAAUUAUAGUUUUUCCCCUUUAGAUGAAAGACUCCAAAAUUGCGAGCAAUUCUCUCUCUAUUUGCAGUAGUUGACGUUUGCAUUACGACUGUGACGCUUGUUUGUGCAAAGGAUGAUUCAAUGUUCUUUAAUUACAGGCAAUGUGGAAUGAAACAUUUUCUGUUCUUUCAA
Messenger RNA from Rhododendron vialii, 902 nucleotides. RefSeq names its product guanine nucleotide-binding protein subunit gamma 2-like. The record is from RefSeq and is a predicted model, not a curated record. NCBI's taxonomy places the organism in Eukaryota, Viridiplantae, Streptophyta, Magnoliopsida, Ericales, Ericaceae. The transcript is spliced from 4 exons. Gene Ontology annotation, biological process: G protein-coupled receptor signaling pathway. The coding region runs from base 272 to 586 and encodes 104 amino acids.